Messenger RNA from Urocitellus parryii (Arctic ground squirrel), 2989 nucleotides. It is a transcript of the gene Chac2, whose product is annotated as ChaC glutathione specific gamma-glutamylcyclotransferase 2. Gene Ontology annotation, biological process: glutathione catabolic process. Gene Ontology annotation, cellular component: cytoplasm. Gene Ontology annotation, molecular function: glutathione specific gamma-glutamylcyclotransferase activity. The record is from RefSeq and is a predicted model, not a curated record. NCBI's taxonomy places the organism in Eukaryota, Metazoa, Chordata, Mammalia, Rodentia, Sciuridae.
CCGGUUACUUGCCUCUAGAAGGCUGCAGUCCCAGGCGGCGGCCAAGACCGCAGCUGAGGGUCGGCGGCCGCGGCCGCUGCCGCUCCCGCUGCCGCUCCCGCUGCCGGCCCUACCACCACCAGGAGCCACCGCAAGAUGUGGGUUUUUGGUUAUGGGUCCCUGAUCUGGAAGGUGGACUUCCCCUAUCAGGAUAAGCUGGUCGGAUACAUCACAAACUACAGCAGGCGCUUCUGGCAGGGCAGCACUGACCACCGCGGGGUCCCCGGCAAGCCUGGAAGAGUUGUGACUCUCGUUGAAGAUCCUGGGGGUUGUGUUUGGGGUGUUGCUUACAAACUGCCAGUAGGAAAAGAAGAAGAAGUAAAAGCAUACCUUGACUUCAGAGAGAAAGGAGGCUACAGAAACAUAACAGUCAUUUUUUAUCCAAAAGAUCCCACAACAAAACCAUUCAGUGUGCUGUUAUACAUUGGAACAUGUGAUAAUCCUAAUUAUCUUGGUCCUGCCCCUCUGGAAGACAUUGCUGAACAAAUUUUUAAUGCAGCUGGUCCAAGUGGAAGAAAUACAGAGUAUCUUUUUGAGCUUGCCAAUUCUGUUAGAAGCCUUGUACCAGAAGAUGCAGAUGAGCAUCUUUUCUCCUUGGAAAAAUUAGUAAAGGAACGUUUAGAAGAAAAACAGAACCUCAGUUGCAUAUAAAGACCUAAUCAUUAACUUAUUUAAAUAAUAGAUCAUUUAGUCUUCAAAGAGUAACUUCAGCACACAAUGACAAUAUUUUGGAAAUUUGUUUAGUUGAAGAUCUUCUUGUUUUUAAUGUUAUAGCCAUGAUAUCAUCUGAAUGUAUAAUUUAAGUGCAAGUGUCCUGAAACACAUAUAUUCAGAAGACUGACAUACAGAGAAAGAAAAAAUUCAAGUUUUAAUAAUAUAAUGAUUUCCUAAUUAUAUGAUAUUGAACACUUGCUCAUCACAAGUGAAUUCUUUAGAAACAUACAAAGUACUCCCUUCGGCAGCACAUAUACUAAAACUGGAACAAUACAGAGAAGAUUUGCAUGGCCCCUGCACAAGAAUAAUGGGCAAAUUUGUGAAGCAUUCCAUAUUUUUAAAGAAGCAAAAUAUAGAAAUAUAGAAAGACUUGGUUCAGUUCUUGUUUGUAUCAGAGUAAAAUAAUCUUGUUUCAUUUCACAAUACUAUUUUGAGGUUAUAGAGAAUUAAGCCAAAAGUCCAAUAAAUAUUAUAAAUAUUACUAUACCUUCAAUAUGUUCCUAUAAAAUAAUUCUAUAACAAUGGUUAGAAUAUGUAAGCUUAAAAUGAUGUGCAAUUUUAAAUGUAUGUUAAUACAGACAACAUUUUAUUUUGGCCUUGARUGUGAAUUUCCUUGUUAUUCAAGUAUAAAAUGAGACUUUCAAAUUUAGGCCAAAAGAAAUUGGCAUUUUUUUUUAUUAUAAAAAUAUCCUUGGAAUUUUAGUCUGCURUAUCUCUCCUUUCUUGAAUAAAUGCAUUACAUUACAUAGAAAAUAAUUCAUUUAGCUAGCUAAACAGUACAAAAUAAUAGUACAAAUCACAUCCACUAAUAAUAAUGUCAUUUAUUUUGUACUUAUUCUGAAAUGGAAAAAAAGGGAUAGGCUAAUAAUUAUAGAUUAACAGAAACAUAUACACACAUAUAUAUAAUGAAAUUUGCAUGUUUGAAAUAGCCUUUGGAAUUAUAAUUGUUUAAAAAAUUAAAUGGUAUUACCUGAUUAUCUGCUACACAACUUUAUUUUCUUUCCUGAAUCUUGUCACCUAAAUAGGAGUAUCAACUGUGUUUGUGCUAUUACUCACAUAGGAAAAAAAAAUACUUAAAAUUAUGAACUCAUAUAAAAUUAUCCCUAAUUUAGGAGCUAAUUGUAAGAUUUUCUAAGAGAUUUCUUUCUCAAUACAAUACAGUCUAUAGAAUCUUUCAACAUGAAAUGAAUUUCAGUAUCAUGUUAAAUCUAAUAGAAAACUUUAUAAAACUCCUCAAAUCUACACAUGACUAAUAAUUAGUACAGAAGUUUUUCACACAAAUUACUGUUGUCCUAUAUAAUACAAACAAUUGUCCUUCCCCAUUUUUCUAUUUAUUAGUCUCUUAGUAACCAUUUUAAAUAUUUUCUAAUAUUUUAAAUUUUUAAUUUUCCUAAAGUCAUUUCACAUGUCUAGUGCUACAGAAAAGAAAUGAGCAUUUAUUAAUAUCUAGGAUACAUACACUGCACUAGGCACUUUACUUAUGGAGGCAAUAUGUCCCAUUUUUUUGUAUAACUCCUCUGAGCUAGCUUUUACAGUAACCUGCACUUAGUUACACAUCUAGUAAAUGGCUGAAAUCCAGAUCUGUCUUUUAAAAACCACAUGAACUUAAAAACCACAUUUUCACAUCCUGCAUCUUUUCUCCAAGAGGUAAAAAACUUUCACAUUUUUGUAUAAUGAAACAGUAUAUAACUUAUUAUUACACAAAAAAAGUUAAUUUCAACAGAUGUUUCUAUCCCCACACAUAUAAUAAGCCUAUCCAAGAUUCACAGGCUACAGCUCAGAAUCAUAUAGGUCAAUACAGAGGAUCAGCUUUUCAUUUUACAAACAAAUCAAGGCCCAAAGGAGUUUGGGACUUACCAAAGUGAUUCUUCUACCAUUUAACAUGUACAAAUAAGUUACAAAAAAAAACAGGUUAUUUGAGGGAAUCUCCAAUUGCAUGUUUUUCUAGGCUUUCAGUUAGAAGUUAGACUAGAAAGUAUAUGAACAUAUUCUUGGUAUAACAUCAACAUUUAGAGUAAGGCUGUGUUCCAAAGAGCCAGGAGUUUUCAUUAGGAUGGGCAGAAACCUGAAUAAAAUGAAGAAGUUAAACAGUACUAUAUUAGAGAGAAGCUGGGGUCUGGAGUCUUCAAGUUAGGAAGAACUAUUAACUCUGGUACAAAAUUAUCUAGUGGUGAAGGCGAUCCCCCACUCACUGUCUUGACAGGGUCACAGUGAGAAAAAGUGUUGGCAAAGCCGC